Puma concolor (puma) is the source of this 569-nucleotide messenger RNA. NCBI's taxonomy places the organism in Eukaryota, Metazoa, Chordata, Mammalia, Carnivora, Felidae. The record is from RefSeq and is a predicted model, not a curated record.
GUGACUGGACAGCCAGGGCUGUUGAGCUGUCUGCCAUCUCAAAACCCAGCUGUGAGCCAGCGUGGCAGGGGCUGUGCAUGGAAGCCAGGAGCUGGGCCCCCAGAAGGCAACUGUGCCCGCCGGGCAUCAUGCUGCUGGCCUUUGCCACUCUGCUCAGCUGCCUGCUCACCUCCGGCCAGGCCAAGGUCUACAGUCGCUGUGAGCUGGCCAGAGCCCUCCAGGAUUUCGGCAUGGAGGGAUACCGGGGAUACAGCAUGGCUGACUGGGUCUGUCUUGCUUACUUCACAAGUGGCUUCAAUACAGCUGCUGUGGACCAUGAAGCCGAUGGGAGCACCAACAAUGGCAUCUUCCAGAUCAACAGCCGGAAGUGGUGCAAAAAUCUCAGCACAGAUGUCCCCAACUGGUGCCAGAUGUACUGCUCCGACUUGCUGAAUCCUAACCUUAAGGACACUGUCAUCUGUGCCAUGAAAAUAGCUCAACAGCCCCAGGGGCUGGCCAGCUGGGAGGCCUGGAGGCGUCACUGCCAGGGCAAGGACCUCAAGGACUGGGUGGAUGGCUGUGACUUGUAG